AUGGCUAUACAUGGCAAUACAUGGCAAUACAUGGUAAUACAUAGUAAUACAUGGCAAUACAUGGCAAUACAUGGCAUUAAAUAACUAUGCAUGUCAUUACAUGGCUAUACAUGGCAAUACAUGGCAAUACAUGGCAAUACAUAGUAAUACAUGGAAUCACAUGGCUGUACAUGGCACUACAUGGCUAUACAUAGUAAUACAUGGCAAUACAUGGUAAUACAUAGUAAAACAUGACAAUACAUGGCUAGACAUAACAGUACAUGGUAAUACAUGGCUAUACAUGGGUAUACAUGGCUAUACAUGGGUAUACAUGGCAAUACAUGGCUAUACAUGGCAAUACAUGGCUAUAUAUGGCUAUACAUGGUAAUACAUGGUGAUACAUGGUAAUACAUGGCUAUACAUGGCUAUACAUGGCAAUACAUGGUGAUACAUGGUAAUACAUGGCUAUACAUGACAUUACAUGGCUAUACAUGGCUAUACAUGGCUGUACAUUGCUAUACAUGGUAAUACAUGGUAAACAUGGCUAUACAUGGCUAUACAUAGCUAUACAUGGCUAUACAUUGCUAUACAUGGUAAUACAUGGUGAUACAUGGUAAUACAUGGCGAUACAUGGCUAUACAUGGCUAUACAUGGCAAUACAUGGUGAUACAUGGUAAUACAUGGCUAUACAUGACAUUACAUGGCUAUACAUGGCUAUACAUUGCUAUACAUGGUAAUACAUGGUGAUACAUGGUAAUACAUGGCUAUACAUGGCUAUACAUGGUAAUACAUGGUGAUACAUAAUAAUACAUGGUAAUACAUGGCAAUACAUGGUGAUACAUGGUAAUACAUAGCUAUACAUGGCUAUACAUGGUAAUACAUGGCUGUACAUGGUAAUACAUGGCUAUACAUGGCUAUACAUGGGUAUACAUGGCAAUACAUAGCUAUACAUGGCAAAACAAGGCUAUACAUGGGUAUACAUGGCUAUACAUGGGUAUACAUGGCAAUACAUGGCAUUACAUGGAUAUACAUAGCUAUACAUAGGUAUACAUGG
Molecule: messenger RNA, 1033 nt
Organism: Porites lobata
Lineage: Eukaryota; Metazoa; Cnidaria; Anthozoa; Scleractinia; Poritidae
Source: the annotation of a GenBank genome assembly